AUGUUCCCUGCAACGUCUCUCCUCGCUCUUGCUACCCUCGCGCUCUCGGUCGCGGCAUCGCCUGCUGCCCGCGGCUCGCCCAUCACACUUCCCAUUGCGCGGAGACUCAAUGCUAGCAAUGGCCCCGUCAAUCUGCACCAGCGUGAUCAAGCCCGUGCUGCUGCUUUGAAGGCGCGUGGGCAGGCCAUCAAGGAGGGCAAGCUCGACCGCCGCGCUGCAAGUGUUCCCGUGACCAACGAAGUCGACACCUACAUCGCUGCAGUUGGCGUCGGUAGCCCCGCAACUACGUACAACCUCAUUGUCGAUACCGGCAGCUCCAACACCUGGGUCGGUGCCGGGACGGCUUACGAGGAAACUAGCACCAGUAAGGCUACUGGUUACAAUGUUGAAGUGACUUACGGCUCGGGAUCGUUCUCUGGCAAGGAGUACACGGACACCGUUACCUUGGGAACGCUCACUAUCACCGGACAGUCUAUCGGUGUCGCAUCCACAUCCGAGGGCUUCGAGGGCGUAGAUGGUAUCCUGGGAAUUGGACCUACUGACCUCACUGAGGGCACUUUGACCAACGAUGAGGAUGCUGAGAUCCCUACGGUUACCGACAACUUGUAUUCUCAGGGAACUAUCUCGACUGAAGUCGUCGGCGUCUCCUUCGAGCCCACUACCUCUGAGGAGGUCACCAACGGGGAGCUCACCUUCGGUGGGACCGAUUCGUCCAAGUACACUGGCACCAUCGCCUAUACCCCCGUGACUACCACCGAGCCCGCAUCGUACUACUGGGGCAUCAACGAGAGCAUCGACUAUGGCUCGGAGACGAUCCUCUCGGAGACCGCCGGUAUCGUCGACACCGGCACUACCCUCGUUCUCCUUGCCACGAACGCAUACGAUAAGUAUGUUUCAGCCACCGGUGCCACCUACGACGACACCACCGGUUUGCUCCGUAUUUCUUCGAGCGAUUACGACAAACUCGACGACCUGAACUUCAACAUCGGUAGCAACACGUACGCUUUGACUGCCAACGCCCAGAUCUGGCCUCGGUCGCUCAACACCUACAUCGGUGGUUCGAGCGACGACAUUUACCUAGUCGUCAACGAUCUCGGCUCUCCCAGUGGCGAGGGUCUCGACUUCAUCAACGGUUACACUUUCCUUGAGCGUUAUUACUCUGUCUUCGACACCACCAACUCGCGUGUCGGGUUUGCAACGACCGAGUACACUGAUGCCACCACCAACUAA
This is a messenger RNA of Coniophora puteana RWD-64-598 SS2, 1230 nucleotides long. Its product is annotated as aspartic proteinase. The record is from RefSeq and is a predicted model, not a curated record. The transcript has 8 exons. Lineage: Eukaryota; Fungi; Basidiomycota; Agaricomycetes; Boletales; Coniophoraceae. Gene Ontology annotation, biological process: proteolysis. The coding region runs from base 1 to 1230 and encodes 409 amino acids. Gene Ontology annotation, molecular function: aspartic-type endopeptidase activity.